AUGAUGAUAGUUGUCGCGGCAAUAAUUGGAUUAUUUUUAAUUUUUGUAAUUCUUUAUCGACAAAGAAGAAACCGAAGUCGUAUUUCAGACCCAAGACUGAAGCCUUUGCAACUUGUCCAAGACGAACCUUUAUUGAAACAAGGAAAACAUGGUAAUGAUAAAAACAAUAAAAAGAACAACCGUCAUAGUCUUCCAGCUACCAAGUCUACAGCCGCAACAGAAGUUAGAAAAUAUGAAGUGAGAUUGAGUAUGCCAAUAGAAUUGGCCAAACCUAUGAAAGAUUAUUAUCAAAUUGAAUCUAGAGCGUAA
This is a messenger RNA of Racocetra fulgida, 309 nucleotides long. The record is from the annotation of a GenBank genome assembly. NCBI's taxonomy places the organism in Eukaryota, Fungi, Glomeromycota, Glomeromycetes, Diversisporales, Gigasporaceae.